Diachasmimorpha longicaudata is the source of this 1275-nucleotide messenger RNA. RefSeq lists its product as uncharacterized. The transcript is spliced from 5 exons. NCBI's taxonomy places the organism in Eukaryota, Metazoa, Arthropoda, Insecta, Hymenoptera, Braconidae. The record is from RefSeq and is a predicted model, not a curated record. Gene Ontology annotation, molecular function: RNA-DNA hybrid ribonuclease activity; nucleic acid binding. Bases 1 to 1275 code for a protein of 424 amino acids.
AUGUUACAUAGCAAGAUGCAGAAGGCGCUGCACUAUGUUCAGCACUGGUGCACAUCGAAGGGCCUGAGGGUAAACCCAGACAAAUACCUAGGUAUUUGGCUCGACAAGAAGCUCAGCUGGAAAAAGGAUAUCGCCAUGCAGACCAACAAGGUCACUAUGACAUACUGGGCAUGCAGGCGAAUGUUCGGAAGAACAUGGGGUCUAAGGCCGAGGAUGGUCAAAUGGAUCUACACGGCCAUAAUGAUCCCACAGCUUACGUACGCAGCCGUAGUGUGGAGAUCAGCCUUGAAUAAGGCCUGCUACAGGAAAGCGGUGGACAGAGUAGGCAGGCUUGCGAUGCUGGGCAUAACAGGGGCCCUUCGAACGACCCCGAGCUCAGCAUUGGAGGCCCUGCUCUUCAUGCAACCGCCACACCUAAUUAUAACGGCGGAGGCGACAAAAGCGGCUGCAAGAUUGGGGCUGCAGGGAACGUGGAAGGGAGCCAGGAACGGUCAUGCUAGUGUCCUCCGCGCAGACAGCGAGCUGGAAGGGAUGGGGGGAAACCCGUCAGGAAAGGACGCGGACUGGGCGCCGCCCCGUGGACUAGUCUGGUAUACGGAUGGAUCACGGGCGAGCGGACGGACAGGAGCGGGGGUCUGGUCAGAGGGGCCCGCAAUAGCGAGGGCCAUCGGGCUGGACUCGGACGCAACCGUGCGCCAGACUGAGCUGGCUGCCCUAAGGACCUGCGCCAGAAUGAUCCUGGAGAGAGGGGACAAGGGCAAAAAGAUCUUCAUUUACUCAGACAGCAGACGCGCGCUGAGGGCAAUACUCAAUGGCUUGGAUUCCGGGCCACGCUGGCAGCUAACAAAGAACGGAAGCAGAAGGGCCCUUCAGGGGGAAGUGGAGCACGUUGGCGUGCACACCCACUUUGUGAAGGACCUGGUCAGGGAGCGUGGGGACAGGAGGAUUGUGGACAGGUGGGACUCAGAGACGGUCGCCAGACACACGAAAUCCCUCUUGGAAAAACCCACUAGGAAGAUUGCAGUAACUUUGUUGAGCCUAAACACGGCUAAGCUCCGUGUUAUAGUGGGGCUUAUCACCGGACAGUGGCACCUGGCUCUAUUCGGGUUGACGGAGGAGGAUCCUCUUCACCUAUGCACAAUAUGCAGCGGGCUCGAUGAAGCCAGGUGGGAUGUUUUUGGGUCUGCAUGCAAAGAUAGACUUGUCGACAGGGACGGGAUCAAGGGGCUCUAUGAGUUAGCUCGUAGGGCCCAGAUACUCGAGACCAGCGACUAG